UUGGAAUUCACCAUCAUGGCGGCGUCAUUACAAAACUAUGAGCUAAUUUUCGGCGAUUGAGUGACUUCAGAAAUAAAUGGACAAAUGAGAACAUGCAAAGCGACAAGAAAAUCACCAAGGAAGACACAUGGAGACCAUCUGACCUGAGAAGACACAUCAGGGAAGAAGGACAUGGUGACGAGAGAAAGCACCGUGGUGGGGAAUCCCUAGAGAGACGCCGCAGAGACCUAGAGAAGGAGUCUAGACGAGAGAGAGAGAAGCACAGGGAAAGGGAGACUACAAGAGAGAGAAGAGAUGAAGAUGAAAAAAACAGAUAUGCAGAUCGACGGAAAGAGGGCUCACGAGAUAGGAGAGGUGAUAAGGAAAGGGAUAGAAGAGAUGAGAAGGACAGGGAGAAGAGAAGGGAAAGAGACAAGAUGGUAGACGAAAAGAGGUAUGGUGAUGACUACAGAGAGCACAGAGAGAGAAGGCGAGAUAGAGAGGAAAGGUAUGAAAAGGAGAGGGACAAGGAAAGUCACAGAGACAAGGAGAAAGAGAGGGAAAGAUAUAGAGAGAGGCACAAUGAGGAGGACAGGGACAAAAGGAGAGAAGAGAAAGACAAGGAAAGAAGGAGAGAACAACGAGACAGAGAGCACAGGUCUGAGAGGGAGAGAAGGAGACAUAAGGAAAGCAGAGAGGGAGAGAGAGAUCAGAUAGAAAAGCAUGAUAAAGAGAGGAGAGAUCGGCAUGGAGAGAGAGAGAGACACAAAGAUGAUUAUGAAGACAAGAGGAAUGACAAAGAGCGACGAGAGAGACACGGAGACAGAAAGAAUUCGGAGCUGAGGGAGGAAAGAGAGCACAAAGACGAACAUAGACGACAUAAAGAGGAGAGAGAGAGGAGACACAAAGAGAGAGGAAAUCAUGAUGAACAGUGGAAGCGUGACAGUGAAUCCAGGGUGCAUCGAGACUUAAAGGGGUCAAGUGAAGAGGUCAGGCAUCACCGUGGUGACAGAGAGCGAGCGGAACGGGACACACACAGGGAGAGAAGGCACAGAGAGGGGGAAGACCUGCAAAGAAAUCAUCACAGAGACAGAACCAGCUCCAACAAAUCAGCAUCUGACAAAAGUCACAGGCAUGAGACUAAAACUGAGGAUGCAGCAAAGGUAUCUGACCACUGCGCAGCUAGUGUGGCAGGUGUAGCAGACAGAGAGGAGCCUCUGCAGAUUGUCAAUGAUGAAGAUUUGGCUGACCAGGAAUAUGAGGAUGACUUUGAGAAACUGGAUUAUGAGGAGGAUUUUGAGGAGAUGGAUGAGAGUGCAAAUGAAGGUGAAGACGAGAAGGAGCCACAGCAUCCAGAGGUGGGAGAAGAGAGGGAGGAACUCACAGCACAAAGGAGGAAGGAAAUUGAAGCAAUUCAGAGAGCCAUGGAUGAAGAGAACGAGAGAGUCGGAACAGCUCAGUCCAGACAAAUUACAAGCAGAGAGGAGGAAGAUGGGCCUAAAUGGUCCAGGGGAUCCGAAAAGACCCAGAGCAGAGCCUCCCAACGUGGAAAGUUUAUCGACUUUGUGGCCGCAAAGCAGCGUGAAGUCAGCAAGAAAGUUGCCACAAAACAGAAAAAACGCAGCACGGAGCUCCUUCGCUUAAUCGAUCUGGAUUUCUCGAUGACAUUCUCCCUUUUGGAUCUCCCACCUGUUAAUGAAUAUGACAUGUAUAUCAGAAGCUUUGGAACUGCAAACACGAAGCAGGCUUAUGUUCAGUGUAAUGAGGACAAUGCAGACAGAGACAUCCAGACAGAGGAGAUAGAGAUGUGUGAGAAGUGGACGCAGCAUCCUCCAGAGCACAGCGGGGCCUGUGGUGAUCUGAACCUUGCUCAUGAAGCACGAGACAGAUCCAUAAGUGAAGCCAACUUCGAUUCACAGCGUCUGACAGCAUUUAUGCGCUCAGCCUCACAGGUCAUGGUGGUCCUGCUGGAAGAGGAUCGAGCUGAGAGAAAAUCCCAGAGGAAGCUGAGGUCUCAAACAGACACGCUGUCUUUCAGCGAUGGAAGUUUACAGCUCAACACCAAGCUGCCUUUUCUUUAUGGUCGCAGCAUCAGCGUGGUGCACUUCUCUCAGGUGCAGAGGCACACCAUGAUGUCAGUCCACAGCCCUACAACGAAGCCCAGUGCUGUGCGUCUGGACAGCUGCACCAUCAUCUGCAUCUGGAACAUUUGGGAGCCAUCCAGACCCCAAAAAGUCCUUGUCUAUGAAUCUGAGGUGCAGUGUUGCUGCUUCAGCUCCGGAAAGGCCACAUUGGUGUUUGCAGGCACGUCAGUUGGCUCUGUGGUGCUGUGGGACCUGAGGGAGCAUGCUCGUAACCAUUAUCGCCUGAAGAUAGGAGAGGAUGAGUGGACUUUUCGACAGCCCACCUUCUCCACUGAUGCCGUGAUGGCCAGUGCAGGUCAUUUCUCAUCUGUGACCUCUGUAGAAGUUGUCCCCUCCACUGUAGUGGGGGGGCUGAGGCCAGAGGUUCCCCUUUUGGCAUCUGAGGAAGAGUCGUCAGGAUUGUCAUUCCAGCUGGCUUCUCUGGAUGAAAGUGGGGUUUUAAAUUUCUGGGUGGUAGUGGAACUCCCAAAAGCUAACGAGGCCGGCUCACCAACAGAUCUAGGGCUCAGGCCUGGGGGCAAAGUAAAGUUACUUCACAGCUCCUCCCUCCUCACUGCUGAGAGGGUAUCACCACGAGAAGCAGUGAAAAUGGGGCCGUUACAGACACUUCAUUUGAAAUUCCUUCCAACAGACUCCAAUCAUUUCUUUAUUGGCACCAAUAUGGGUCUGGUCAAUCAUGGAACGAGUCACGGUUUGAAGGCUCCGCCAAGGUUUUACAGGUUUCAGGAGGUGGGAGUUCGACCUGUUGACAUCAGCUCAAUCCACUUUUCUCCCUUCAUGCGGCACUUGUUCUUGGUGGGUUGUGGGGAUGGCAGCAUCAGGCUGCAUGCAGUCAGCCAUGAGCAGCCUGUGGCAGAGUGGAAGGACAGUGCAGCUGGUGAACCAGUGGUCUCACUGCAGUGGGCUCAAACCAGACCAGCAGUCUUCUGUGUACUGGAUGCAGCCUCUAACCUCCACAUAUGGGACCUGCUGGAAAAUGACAGAGAGCCUGUGGUCACUGAAAGGAUGAAUUCUGACAGGGUGACUGCCAUGGCUGUGUUUGGAGACGCAGGACAACAAAACGUAUAUUCAGGAAUAGCACUGGCACAUGAGUCAGGAACAAUAGAAAUGCAGUAUUUCACAAGAAAUUUGACUGCGCCCAUUACUGCUGAAGAGGAGAAGUUGGAGAGUAUGAUGACUGAGGCCUUCUGAAAACUGCAUCUCAUAUGGCUGCAUUGAUGUGUUUGUGUUUCAGAAGAUUUGCUGCAUUUUUAAACUCCACAAGAGCAUAAAGAUCAAUUUAUAAGUCUGUUUUUGUCACGGUCACAUUGUAUAGUUUAUAGCUUGUAGCAUAUAGAAUGUGGCUGAAUACCAAAGAUCCUCCACAGAGGCCACAAUUCAUUUAAUAUCCUCCAUAAUUACAUUAUAAGAAUUAAAUAAUGUAAAUGUUUGUUGAUGUAAAUAUUUCUACUGUUGACUGAUAUUGAUUAAUGUAAAAUAUUUGUACAGUAUCAACUAGUUUAAUUUUUAUUAAAUAAACUG
Messenger RNA from Chelmon rostratus (copperband butterflyfish), 3644 nucleotides. RefSeq names its product dynein 2 intermediate chain 1 (gene dync2i1). Gene Ontology annotation, cellular component: cytoplasmic dynein complex. Gene Ontology annotation, biological process: intraciliary transport. The transcript has 24 exons. Bases 93 to 3314 code for a protein of 1073 amino acids. Gene Ontology annotation, molecular function: dynein light chain binding; dynein heavy chain binding. The record is from RefSeq and is a predicted model, not a curated record. NCBI's taxonomy places the organism in Eukaryota, Metazoa, Chordata, Actinopteri, Chaetodontiformes, Chaetodontidae.